This is a messenger RNA of Parascedosporium putredinis, 948 nucleotides long. The record is from the annotation of a GenBank genome assembly. NCBI's taxonomy places the organism in Eukaryota, Fungi, Ascomycota, Sordariomycetes, Microascales, Microascaceae.
AUGCCCACAGCAGCAACCGGCCUGAAAGACAUCCCGGCAGCGCAUAUACCGCCCCCAGACGACGCCAAGAUCCUCACGCUACCGGAUGGCCGGAAAAUGGGAUACGGGGAGUACGGCGACCUAAACGGCCGCCCGUUCAUCUUCGUGCACGGCAUACCCGACUGUCGGUUUGAUUGCGCAUGGCUAGAUGCCGAUAAGGCACUUGCAAAACGACUCGGGGUCCGGUGGAUCGGUAUCGACCGGCCAGGUAUCGGGCUAUCAACACCGGACCCGAAACGGACGAUCCUCGGCUGGCCCGAGGACGUGCAGCACCUCAUCAGCCAUCUGGGGCUAGACACGUACCAUAUCUUUGGCGUGUCCGGAGGGACCGCGUACGCGCUCGCGUGCGCUAAACUCCUCCCGCGCGACAAGUUGCGAUCGGUGGGCAUCAUGUGCGGGAUGGGACCGCCCGCGUCGACCAAGAGCGGACUGAGUCUUGGAAACCGGGUGGGAUUGGCCGCGUGGAAUUGGUGGCCGGGGGCCAUGCAGUCCAUCAUCAACCACUCCGUCGUCAAGAAGGCGCAGGACCCGGACCGAUCCCAAACAGAGAAAAUGUGCCGGACCCAAGCCAAAUGGGCGCCUGCGCCGGACAGGGAGCUAUUCCAAAAGGAGGAAAUGAUCCAGCUCCUCACGGAUAUUUGGAGAGAGGUGUAUCGGCAGGGGUCGGCGGCGGGGCAUGCACAGGAGAUGAAACUAGUUGCGGACGAUUGGGGAUUCCCACUGGAGAGCGUGACUCACGGAAAGGUCCGGCUCUGGUACGGUGAUAAGGAUGUGAACACUCCUCUCGGCCAGGGCCAGUACAUGGCGGACAGGAUACCCGGCGCUACUUUGACCGUAUUCCCAGGAAAAUCGCAUUUUACUGUUUGGGAUCACAUCGACAAGGCGCUGGCAGAUAUGUUGCAGGAUUGA